Molecule: messenger RNA, 2541 nt
Organism: Centruroides sculpturatus (bark scorpion)
Lineage: Eukaryota; Metazoa; Arthropoda; Arachnida; Scorpiones; Buthidae
Product: SPRY domain-containing SOCS box protein 3-like
Exons: 2
Coding region: 476-1366 (296 amino acids)
Biological process (GO): proteasome-mediated ubiquitin-dependent protein catabolic process
Cellular component (GO): SCF ubiquitin ligase complex
Molecular function (GO): protein binding
Source: RefSeq, a predicted model, not a curated record
UAAACUCGCGAUUUUAAGCUUACAGCAUGCUUUUCUUUUAUUUAUUUACUAUACAUCACGUCAUAAAUAAUACAGAAAGCAUCGAGAAUCGUAUUAUAACAUCUUUAGGAUAUCGUAAAACAGUUUAUUCGUUAAUAUUCGCUUGGUAUAUAUUACCUAUCGACAUAUAAACUUUAUGUAUUAAGAGUUUAAUAGGAUACGAGGCGAAACCGUUAGCACCCGCAUUAGACGAGAACUAACUGAGACGGGGUAACAAACACGGGGGGGACCCUUAAUGUAGACAGUGAUUCACGCCCCUGAUGGUCAUACUCGUCGCGCCAUUGGUCGGUAUAGAUCCCCGCACGUGCCUGACGCGAGCGAAACGUAAGGGGGGAAGUUAACUGUCUAACGGUAGAGCACACACAUCUGUUACAGCUGCGAUCGCUGCUGGUAGUUCACCACCGCCUGUGCUAACGGUUAGAUAAGUUUAAUUUGAAUGGUUUCGCGGACAAAGAAAUGCAAAAAGCGUCGCUGCUCGGCAACCGAUGCCGAGCUUUAUGUAUCUUACUUGGAGAUUCCUGUAAUGGCAAAUGUACAGGAUGAACCAUUAAGAUAUGGAUGCACCGAUAAUUGGUGUUGGAAUCGACGUGAUAAGUCACACGAAGUUAGAUUAUAUGGACCGAAAUUACGCACUGCACAUUUUCAUCCAAAUUGGAGCAAUGGUACAGCCGGUGUACGUGGUACUCGCAUUCUUAACAGAGGACGAUACUAUUGGGAAGUUAAAGUAUCACAGAGGAUAUUUGGAACCAGUAUGAUGUUCGGAAUAGGAACCAAGAAGGCUCGACUGCAUGUAGAUGCAUUUGUAAACAUGUUGGGUGAAGACGGUCAAGGUUGGGGCCUGUCGCAUAAAGGCCUACUUUGGCAUAACGGAGAAUGGAGACAGUACACCAAGCCAUUCAGAGAAAACGAAGCUACUACAGUUGGUAUUCUCUUCGACGGUCGACAGGGUACACUUACAUAUUAUAAAGAUGGGACAUGCUUAGGUGUGGCAUUUACUGGGCUCCAUUUGAUACAAGAGGAACUGUAUCCAAUUGUAUGCUCCACGGCUGCUAAAACAGAAAUGUCAUUGGGUCAAAUGAAACGAGAAUAUACAGAUUUGCAAGACAGAUGCCGUUCGGCUGUUAUGAGCUGCUUACGAAAUGACAAUGAUGUCAUUCAACUAAAGCUUCCUAAUAGAAUUAAAGCCUAUUUAUUAGAGGCUACCGAUUCAUCCACUGGGCAUGAUAGACCCAGGAGGAAUUUAGUUACUCAGCAAGCAUUCCACGCGAGAAUAGCAUAUGCGGCUAAGAAUUUAAACGGUGUGAAAGGUUCGUGUUUAUACGUAUGAAUGGCAGUUGCAUAUUUAUAAAAAUAUAUGAAUAUAUAUAUAUAUAGUACCAAUAAUAAUUUUCAUAACUAGUUUCGUCUCGUAAUGUAGUCUUGUCUAUUUACUUUCACUCGGAGAUUGCCAAAAAAAAGAGGAAUAAUUCUUACUUUUCAUCCUUUUUGCAUUUACGAAAGCCAGACUGUGAACGUGCCUUCCUAAUGGCUGUGCCUCUUCAUGGGAUCCAAGCGCAUCGCUUAACAAAACAGUUAACUGUAGGAUGACAAGAAGAAAACCGAAAGCGCUAAUAUCUGUGCCAAUUCGGGGAUCUCCAAAAUAAUAAUAAAAAAAUAAUAAUAAUACAAAAUAAAAAUACAUCCACUCCCCACCAGUCGCGUUCAGUGAUUGUAUGUUUGUACGCUUUAUCUAUCGCGUUGCUACGAAUGACUUAAGAACUGUAUACAUCGGCUCUUCUUAGACAUUAUUUCUUAGGAUACCAAUUGAGAAAUUAAGAUUAUUUUCCAUGUAAAAUGUUUCAUUCUUGUUUCCUAAAUUAAGUUAUGUUUAUUAUUAAAAAAUAUAUAUUAAAUAUUGUAUAUAGUAGUUGCAAAAUAUCGCGUUAUGUAUUAGCACGUUUGCGUUUUUAUCUUUUAAUUAUUAUUAUAUAUAUUAUAAGAAAUGAAAGAGAAUGAUGAGUGAACUCUAGUCAAAAGAACAUUAUGGUUAUAACCAAGAUUUGGAGUGAAACCAAAUGUUCUUGUACAUAGUAAACCUUUUAUUACUCGUAUACGCAUUCGCGAAACGUGUACUUAAUGUUCUCGAUGUAUUUAAACAAGCUUAUUGUAACGUGUGAUGUGUUAUUUGUCACAUAAAAUCACGAAUAUAUCAUUUGUGUUCUCGUGAAGUAUUCAUUUCUCCUUCAUAUCCGAAUAUAAUUGAUUUUAUGCCAUAUCUCUUUAUAGAAAAUGUAACGAAUACAAUAUAAAUUUGAUUUAAUUAUUGCACUUCUUCUUCAUAUGUAGUGUUCCAAUCCUACAUUUGUAAACGGGUUUCCAAUGCAAAUUGAAAAAAAAAUUAAAAAUUGAAAAAAAAAAUACAAAUUUCCCGUUUGAUGAGGAAAGUUUAUGAAAAAAAUUCACUUUUCUGGUAAAAAUUUCGCAAAUAUGAUUGUAAUUUUUCCCUGAAAAUAAAAACAAAAA